Molecule: messenger RNA, 2839 nt
Organism: Gekko japonicus
Lineage: Eukaryota; Metazoa; Chordata; Lepidosauria; Squamata; Gekkonidae
Product: eyes absent homolog 2-like
Exons: 15
Coding region: 1-2160 (719 amino acids)
Biological process (GO): multicellular organism development; positive regulation of DNA repair; negative regulation of extrinsic apoptotic signaling pathway in absence of ligand
Cellular component (GO): nucleus
Molecular function (GO): protein tyrosine phosphatase activity
Source: RefSeq, a predicted model, not a curated record
AUGCUAGAUCUCGUGACGUCACCCAGUGUGACUGUAAAUAGAGAACAACCUGAUAGACUGAAGCUGAAUCUUUCUAACACUUAUGCCACAGUUCCAGAUGACAUAGAAGGUGACACCAAGACUGCACCCCAGUGUCCUCUUCAUCUCUGCUCUACAAAACACUAUCCCCAUAUAGUAACGGUUCCAUCCUUCCCAACAAUGGCCGCAUAUGGACAGACUCAAUAUAGUGCAGGAAUCCAGCAAGCUGCUACUUACACAGCAUAUCCACCACCUGCACAGCCUUAUGGGCUGCCUUCCUACAGCCCCAUCAUAUCAUCAAACGACGCAGUCAUUGGAGAUCACCCUGAUGGAGCUCAAACGUUAUGGGUUUCUGAUCAACAAGACAAAGAGCUCAUUAGUGCCAAGUCAGUCCAUACUACACUUAGGAGUACAAAUCAACACAGAGAGGAACAGGGUGUUCCUCUCACAGGAACGCCAACAACGGCUACGCCAACUGACGCAGUGUGUGGUGGAAGCACCAAAGGUGGAACUCAUGUGUCUAGUGCAACGUCUCAGGAUGCAAGUGUCCUGCCAGAAAGUUUUACAAUGGUAACGCUUCCAUACAAGAUCCCUGCAGCAUUUUCUCCUUCCAUUCCAGUCAGACAUAGCGCAGAAAAGGACCCGAGACAGCAGGAGUCAGUGAGACAGCAACUAUUAUGGUGGCUGAAACCGAACCGUUUCAGCGAGGGAGUGCCACUCAGGGAACCUCCUCGGGUAGUGAUCAUGACGGACACGAGUCUGUUUGGCUGGGGAGCACAUGCAGAAGGAAGGAUGAUACAGGACACAUGGACAUUGAAGGAAAAGUCCAACAGCAUGAACCUUCUGGAACUCAGGGCAAUCAGAUUGGCCAUAGAAAAAUUCCAAGGGAUGAUACAGGGUCUUCAUAUCCUGAUCCAGACAGACAAUAUGUCGGCAAAGGCAUAUGUCAAUCGUCAAGGUACCUCAGGGAUAUACCAGGGACCCAAUGGCCUGUCGAGUUCUGCUGGGUUCAGCACAAUGCAUCAGGAGUACUCUUCGUAUCCCGGCUUCACCCAAAGCCAGUAUUCACAGUAUUACAGUUCCUCCUACAACUCUUCGUACAUGUCUGCAAACAGCAUCAGUCCGUCAGCCAUCCCGACGUCUGCUUAUUCACUCCAAGAGUCGCCGCACAACAUCAACAGUCAGAGCACCGAAUCACUUUCUGGUGAAUACACAACACCCGUAAAAGACACAGAAGCAGACAGGCAGCACAAAGGGAGUGAUGGGAAGCUACGAGGACGAUCAAAAAGAAGUAAUGAGCCCUCUCCGACAGCUGACACUGAAAUUGAGCGCGUGUUUGUGUGGGACUUGGAUGAGACGAUAAUUAUUUUUCACUCCUUGCUCACAGGAACCUUUGCCUCCAGAUAUGGGAAGGAUACUACUACGUCCGUCAGGAUAGGCCUUAUGAUGGAAGAAAUGAUCUUUAACCUUGCAGAUACGUACCUGUUCUUUAAUGACCUGGAGGACUGUGACCAGAUACACAUAGAUGAUGUAUCAUCAGAUGACAAUGGGCAAGAUUUAAGCACAUAUAAUUUCUCAGCAGAUGGCUUUCACAGUUCAGCCGCUGGAGCAAAUCUGUGUCUGGGCUCCGGAGUUCAUGGGGGAGUUGACUGGAUGAGGAAAUUAGCAUUCCGCUACCGGCGGGUGAAAGAGCUCUACAACACCUACAAAAACAAUGUUGGCGGUUUAAUAGGAGCUCCUAAGAGGGAAACCUGGCUGCAGUUAAGAGCCGAACUGGAAGCGCUGACUGAUCUCUGGCUAACACACGCUCUGAAAGCUCUGGAUUUGAUACAUUCCCGGCCUAACUGCGUAAAUGUUUUGGUCACUACCACCCAGCUCAUCCCAGCGCUUGCCAAAGUGCUCUUGUACGGACUAGGCGUGGUCUUCCCCAUCGAAAAUAUUUAUAGCGCAACAAAGACAGGUAAGAAGAGCUGUUUUGAAAGGAUAAUGCAGAGGUUUGGACGGAAAGCCGUGUACAUUGUAAUAGGAGAUGGCGCUGAAGAGGAACAGGGGGCAAAAAAGCACAACAUGCCUUUCUGGAGGAUCUCCUGUCAUGCUGAUCUAGAGGCCUUGCGGCACGCAUUGGAAUUGGAGUACUUGUAGCACCUCCGGACGUCUCGAUGGUGGUCUCAGCAUCCUUCUUGAAGACACAUUCUAUUUUAUUGGUGUUUUAGGCAUCAGCCUUGGUUGAGGUGGAGCUCUUUUGUACAAAAACCUUUAGAAGAAUCUGCACCAGGUAUGCCACAUACCAAGUUCCUUUUACCUUUGGAUGGAAAAGAAGAACUUUCAACAGCCUGAUAACUGGAUGCUUAGAGCUAAAAUGGGACUUUUGCCAUGUAAAUGACUUCCAGGCAUGCAGAAGACCAGUCCUGGUUUGAUUUGUUAGGGUUUUUUGUUUGGUUUUUCCUUGCUUUAAUAAAUGGGAAUGGGGUGGGGAAGAUGUUACGUGGAAUUUUUAGGCAUAUCUGCCAGACUGUUUAUCGAUUCAGAUAAAUUUCUGAGGAAGAGGCGGGGGAAAGAUUGAAAUAGAUGAUUGUUUUUUGUAUUUUUUUAAUUUAUGAACUAAUCCUGUUACUCUGAUAUUAAGCUCAGUACCUGUGUUUGUAUCUGCUGGGUAGGAUAGACUCAGCUCUUUCUAAUUUAAUAGCUCUUUUCUCCAUGGUAAACUCUGGGGGAACAAUCAUUAUCAUGUCCAUUUGAAACAAACACAUUUGGGAACCCUUGAUGCAAGAACUAUAGCUGGUUUUAAAAAACUCCGGCACAUGUGAUGCACACAUGUCUA